AAUCACAACAACAACAACAACCAGCAGCAGGCCGACUCCGACGACCGACGCCCGCCUGAGAUUCCAUAAUUCCGUCCGUCCGUACAUCACGGCAGCCAUGGAUCCCAGCCUCUCCUCCUCCAGCUACGCCUCCGACGACGACUUCAACAACAGCUUCUCCGGCUACGAGCCCAACCGCCUCAGCACCGACAGCUCCCCAAUGAUGAUGUCCCCCUGGAACCAGCCCGUCCCCUUCCUCCCCGACUCCUCCGCCGCCGCCUCCUCCGGCGACAUCUUCCAUAGCCGCCCCCAGAACAGCCUCAUCGGCUCCAUCGUCCGCGAAGAAGGCCACAUCUACUCCCUCGCCGCCAAAGACGACCUCCUCUACACCGGCUCCGACAGCAAGAACAUCCGCGUCUGGAAAAAGCUCGACGAAUUCUCCGCCUUCAAGUCCAACAGCGGCCUCGUCAAGGCCAUCAUCAUCUCCGGCGACAAGAUCUUCACCGGCCACCAGGACGGCAAGAUCCGCGUCUGGAAGGUCAGCUCCAAGGACCCCUCCGUCCACAAACGCUCCAGCACCAUGCCCCUCUUCUUCGACAUUUUUAAAGCUUCCAUGAAACCCAGCAACUACAUCGAGGUCAAGCGCAACCGCACCGCCGUCUGGAUCAAGCACGCCGACGCCAUUUCCUGCCUCAGCAUCAACCAGGAGAAAGGAUUGCUGUACUCAGCCUCAUGGGACAAGACGUUCAAGGUUUGGCGGACGGAGACGUCGAAAUGCAUCGAAUCGGUGAAGGCCCACGACGACGCCGUCAAUUCGGUGGUCGCCGGCGGCGGGUCGGCGACGGUGUACACGGCGUCGGCGGACGGGACGGUGAAGGCGUGGACGAGGGAGCAGAAGGGGAAGGCGGUGAAGCACACGCUCCUGCAGACGCUGCUCAGCCAGGAAGCCGCCGUGACGGCGCUGGUGAUCAACGCCGCCGGGACGGUGGUGUACUCCGGGUCUUCUGACGGCGUCGUGAACUUCUGGGAGGUGGAGAAUCAGCUGGCGCACGGCGGCGUUCUCAAGGGCCACAAGCUGGCCGUGCUCUGCCUGGCGGCGGCCGGCGGCUUGGUGUUCAGCGGCUCGGCUGAUAAGACGAUCUGUGUGUGGAGGAGGGACGGCUCGGCGCACAACUGCAUCUCGGUGCUGACGGGGCACACCGGACCGGUGAAGUGCCUGGCGGUGGAGAAGGACAAGGACGGCGGCGGCGAGGAAAGCAAGAAGUGGGUUCUAUACAGCGGGAGUCUCGACAAGUCGGUCAAGGUGUGGAGCGUUUCCGAAAUGGCAUCUGACCUGUAAUUAUAUUAUAUAUAUAUAUAGAUAUAUAGUAGUUAUUGCAGAGCCGCCGCGCCGCCGCCGCCGUCCGCCGGCGAUGGAUGGAAGAAGACAUGACUAGUCUGGAGUUGUGGUCCCGGGACCUUUUGGAGAAAUCCUGGAUCACGAUAAAUAUAUGUUCUUGGCUCUGGUUAGCUAGUUAGUAUACAUGUUUAAGUUUUAUAGUAGUAUAUGAUAUGAUAUUGAUCUGUGUAGA
Messenger RNA from Andrographis paniculata, 1550 nucleotides. Its product is annotated as protein JINGUBANG-like. Lineage: Eukaryota; Viridiplantae; Streptophyta; Magnoliopsida; Lamiales; Acanthaceae. Gene Ontology annotation, molecular function: protein binding. The coding region runs from base 98 to 1318 and encodes 406 amino acids. The record is from RefSeq and is a predicted model, not a curated record. The transcript has a single exon.